Messenger RNA from Branchiostoma belcheri (Belcher's lancelet), 5757 nucleotides. RefSeq lists its product as uncharacterized. NCBI's taxonomy places the organism in Eukaryota, Metazoa, Chordata, Leptocardii, Amphioxiformes, Branchiostomatidae. Gene Ontology annotation, biological process: detection of mechanical stimulus. The record is from RefSeq and is a predicted model, not a curated record. Gene Ontology annotation, molecular function: calcium channel activity; calcium ion binding; protein binding. Gene Ontology annotation, cellular component: membrane.
AUGCGACACUUGGCCCUGUUCAACUGGUUACACAUGCGGCAAGGCGAGCGUAAGCGUAUGGGGGACGCCUGGGAGCGGGGCGCACUGGAGAGCUGUGGAGGAAUUCUCCAUGGUAACUCUGGUACCCUCAUGAGUCCAAACUACCCCCAGAACUAUCCACACAACCUAGAGUGUGAGUGGACCAUCAAUGUGGACCCUGGCUACCAUGUGUCACUCAACUUUGACCCCAAUUUCUUUGUGGAAGCUCACAGCAACUGUAUCUACGACUACGUCUUGAUUCGAGAUGGAGAUGAUGAGAAUGAUCCAGUUCUUGGUGCCAGUAAUUCUUACUGUGCCAACAACGUCCCAGAACCCGUACAGUCCACCAGUAACGUCAUGUUUGUCAAGUUCUGCUCAGACUUCAGCAGCAGUGGCAUGGGUUUCUCCGCCAACUGGAUUGUUGCGAUGCCGUCCCCUGAGGAUUUACGAGUAACGACAAUCACUGGUACAACAGUCAAAGCUUCGUGGACAGCAGCCACCAGCCCCAUCGCUAUCGGCUACAGAGUGUGGAUAAUGGAAUGGGAGUCACCUGAUGACCUUUUCACUCAUUACCUCUCGAUCAGCAAGACGGAAGUAACAUUCAAGGACCUGGUACCAGCCACAGAGUACAUCAUAUCGGCAACAACUAUCUACACGUACAUCGAAGGACCGGAAGUCCAAGUCACUGCUGUAACAGAAACGGAACCUCCUUCUGUGUUGGAUGUUGAAGACAGGACAAUUGACUCAGUUGUCAUCUCGUGGCUGCCUCCGAAAGGUGUGAUCGUCCAGUACUCCAUUAGCUACACCGGCGGUGGAAAAAGUACAUCCGUGACCUGUCCAGGAGACGCACACAGCUGUGAGUUGACAGGUCUGAUCCCCGGGACGCGGUACGACAUCGCCUUGGUGGCCGUUAGCCGGGUUGGGAGGAGCGUCGCUGUCACCACAAGUGUCAUUACAGACACUGACCCACCGUCAGCUGUGGAGGUCAAUAGCUGGUCUGCGACGUGGAUGGUCCUGGAAUGGAAGGCUCCCCUGGCCAGGGUGGUGUCAUACGAGGUCACGGUUUCACAGACAUUCGGCGAAGAAUUGUUCAGUGUGGAUGGGUCUGAAACAUCCUACAACAUCACAGAACUUCUGCCUGAGACUCAUUACAUCAUAAAGAUGGCAGCUGUCGGUGAGCAUGGCCGAAGCGUGGAAAUUACCUGCUCAAAACAAACAGGGCCGCUACCGUUACCCGUUGAUCACCCCACGACAUCAACCCGUGCUACUACUGAGGCCCAUACAAGUGUUACAUGGAGAGACACCACAGUCACUUCCACAUCUUUCCAGUCCACCACCAAACGUACAACAGCAACCUCCACUGAAACAACAGUGCAGCGAACAACAGACAAUGGAGUCAGAACAACAGACAAUGGAGUCAGAACAACAGACAAUGGAGUCAGAACAACAGACCGACAAACCACUACAGUCUACAGUACCAGCAAGGAGGAAAGGCCCCUAGAUAAAACGACAUACAGCACAUUUCCAGCCAAAACAACUGAAAGUCCUGACGAAAAGCUCCAGCAUAUUCUACAAGGGAUUGAUGAAGAGCAGCUGGAAUCAGCAAAACUAGAGGACAUCCUGUCUGCCAUGAACUGCAUCAAUGAUGUCCUCACAAUCAGUGGCAGUGCCAAGUCGUCCAUGUCACUAUCAGCAAUGAAGGAUGCUUCAGCACUGAUAGACAAACUGGCUGGUGCUUCAAGAGGAGCCCAGAGUGCGUCAGUAACAGACAUGGCUAAUAUAGCCAAUGCCCUGACACAAUCAGCUACAGCAGUCAUCGACAAGCUACCGGAGCAACAGCCACCGAUUGUGACUACUGCUAGCUCAAACAUCCUGGAAAGUGACUUGAUUGACGUGAACUCCGCUGACCUUUCGCCCAAGCAGCAGCUGAAGAUGCUCAAAGAGAAGCAGAAGGAGAAAGAAGACAUGCAAAAACGAGCUGCACUGAACAUCGUGAAAUCACUGGACAGUGUUGCCGACACGCUGUUGGCAUUGCAGCCUGGCAACGCAGAAUAUCAGACAACGUUUGGGACGGAAAACGUUGGGGUGACUCUGUCCAGAUCGCCAUCCAACAGAGACCUGCACCUCAGCAAUGGCCCCAUCACUGCAACAAUUCCAUCAACUGGAUCCGGAAGCCAGACUAACAGCAUGUUGGAUCUGAAGAUGUUGAGUUUCAAGAAGAACCCAUACUCCUGGAAACAAUCGACAGGAGGACAGAACAUCUCUUCACCCGUUACGGUUCUGUCGAUGGAGACAAGAGGAUCUGGAAAAGGGCCGAAACAGGGCAGACAAAGAGGACCCAGAAGCCUGAAGGAAGAGAAGCAAGUAAACCUGGACAUCCCGUUUGUACCCUUGCAAGAAAGAGAGCUGACAACAGACGCACCACACGUGACCACCCACAAGCCAGGAGAAAGGAGUGCGGAAAGCAGCAUCGACAGGGGCAACGGGACUACGAUGACGUAUCACCGCUUCAGCAUCCCGGUCGGCAAUGUCAUCCCUGUCCUACACAUGAGCUGGUGGGACGUAGAUGCCACCUUUCACGUGUACUUCUCGUACGGGUCCAAACCUACCUUCGAGAAGUAUGACGAGAAAAGAGUCAUCCAGGCUAAAGACGGGUAUGAGGCCUGGCUCGCGGAGAAAGACGUCACGGUCACCUUUACACCCAACACCACACGUCGUGGUGGUGCUCUGUACGUUGGCGUACAGAAAAUAGAUCGUGGCAGUUCUUCACCCAAGAAACCAAACCGAGAGAGAACCGCCAACUACAGUCUGUUGAUGUCAGCUGUUGGCUGUUCAUCUUGGGAUGAAGAUAAUGAGCGAUGGGGGCUGGAACAAUGCAACGCUAAACUCGACAUAGAGAACAACAUCUUCCACUGUGAAUGUCGCACGGUCGGGUCCAGCAUUGCAGUCGGAACCAUGACCCUCCCCACCCCGAAUUCCAUCGACUUUCUCACCGCGUUCAAGAACUUCAGCAACCUGAGGGACAACGCCGUGGUGCUCUCUAUCGUGGUGUCUGAGUACAUCUUGUACAUCAUAAACAUGGUGCUCUUGUGUGCUAACUUCAGCCGGUUAUGGGGUAAAAGAUCCCAGGACCAAAGGAAGAAGACGCUGCCCAAAGUGAGUCUGAUCCCCCCUGACAGGAUGCCUGCACCUCACCUCUAUCAGCUCACAGUCACCACCGGGUCCAUGUUCGGGGCAGGUACGACCUCACGGGUCGCCUUCCAACUCUUCGGGUCAGAGGGCACGACCCCGAUCAAGAUGCUGAACCCUGGAGGAGAGGCUUUGGUUCGUGGAAGUACUUUACAUUUUAUCAUGCCUGUGCGUGAGUCACUUGGAGAAGUGACGCUGUUGCGCAUCUGGCAUGAUAACUCCGGGGAAGGCGACACGUCAGCCUGGUUCCUUGGAAAUUUUCUCGUCAGAGAUGUUAAAAAGGAUGCGGUGACUCACUUCCGCUGCCACGACUGGUUGUCAGAGGACAAAGGUGACGGGGAGGUGCAGAAGGUGGUUCACGCAACCCCCAAGCAGGAGCUGAGGUCCUUUGGUAACAUCUUUACUGAGGCAACAAGCGACCUAUUCUACGAUAAACAGCUGUGGACGUCUGCCCUUGUAGCACCACCAGGUUCCAGCUUCACCCAGGCCCAGCGUCUGUCAUGUUGCUUCACUCUCCUGAACACCAUGAUGCUGGCCAGCGCUAUGUGGUACAGGACUGAUGACAUAACUGCUGACACGAAAGUGUACAACCUGGGGGUUGCUCAUUUCACAGUAGAGGAGCUGUACACCAGCCUUAUGACUGCCUUGACCGUAGCUCCUGUGAACCUGAUGAUCGUACAGCUCUUCCGCAUGGAGGCACCACUGGCUGCCAACACUCCGGAGAUGUCAAUCGUUACACAAGCACCAAAGAAAAUCCGCCCGCCCACCAAAGCCGACUGCCAAGGAGCAAGGAAGAAACGGGAACUCAGUAAGAAGACGGCCUCGACACUCAAGGAGCUUUUUCUGCUGUUCGUCUUUGUGAAUGUCCUCUUCUACAUCGCCCAGGCCAACAAUGACCAAAAUGUCUUCUACGAGACGCGCACACUGUCCACCACUGUUCUACGUGAUCAUGAUAACGUCAGGACUCCCGACCAGUUCUACAUGUGGACUGAGGAGGUGCUGCUGCCGACCCUGUACCCCACCGCCUGGUACAAUGGGAGGAAAAUGAAGUUCUUGGACCGGCAGUUUGCACAGGACACCGAGUCCUUCCGUUUUGGCCCCCCUCGCUUGACGCAAGCUAGACGACGUCCAGGUGCCACUACAUGGAAGAAUGGCGCAGGCCUCGGCUGGAGCCUGUCUGUGCAGAACAUGUCCCAUAGCUGCUGGCAAUUCAAGGUUCCAGAUCUUCCGAAUCACCCCAACUACACUUUCAACUGCACCAACCACCACUCCCUGGAGCUGCCACUUAACCGCGACGCCGCUGUGUCGUUCUUCCGCGCCCUGAAGGACUCUGAAUUUCUGGACAAGUACACAGUUUCCAUGGCGAUCGACAUCAACUUCUACAACCCCAGCCUGAAGCUGUUCAGCGUCGUGCAUAUUGUCCUAGAUCACUCCGGAAUAGGGAAUCUCGCGCCAACGGCUACAAUCACUUCGUUUGGCCUGUUCCAAUACGAAAGUGACGCUGACUUUAUGAACUUGUUCGUACACGUCGUUUUCAUGCUGCUUUUCUCAGCAAUGGUGUACAAGGAGGCAAAAUUGGUGAAAAACAUGGGAUGGAAGUAUUUUGCCUCGGCCUGGAAUGCCCUGGGAUUCCUAAGCCUCGUCGGCACGGCAACAGUCAUCUCUGUUUUCAUCAAGCGAUACACCGUGGCAGCUGAUACACUUGCAAUGAUCGCCCAAACUAAUGGUGAGCUGGGGUUUGAACGUUUCGUGGACCUGACGACUGCUGCAUGGUGGGGUGAGUGUUUCGCGCACGCCGUGGGCGUCGUUGUGUUUAUCAACACCUUCGCCUUGCUUCGCGUUGUCCGCUUCAGCCAGACGAUCGGCAAACUGCUGGCUCUUCCCGGCAUCAUGAAGGAUGAGCUCCUCUCGUUCUUAGUCGUCGCUGCCAUCGCAUUCAUGUCUUUCAUCAGCGCAGGUUACCUUAUCUUCAGGAGCCACCUGAAGUCUUACUCCAACUUGUACCACACAACCCUCGCUCUCUUCGAAAUGAUGCUUGGAAGGUUCUUCGCCGGUGACAUGCUGGAGGCUAACCCUCUCAUCGGGCCCGUCUUCUUCUCCACCUUCAUGGUCUGUAUCUUCAUCCUCCUCAUGAACUGCCUCAUGUCCAUCGUCUGCGACGCCAUUUCCGCCGACGUGGACGUCAACCACGAUCAUGAGCUCGCCGAGCACAUUUGGAGCAGCGUCUGUGCCAAGCUGGGUCUGCACAGCCCUCCCAGUAAGGAGGUCCAGGAACCAGGUGAGCUGAAGCUGGAAAAGCUGCAAGAAAAUCUGCGCAUCAUUCAUGGGCAACUUGAUGAAAGCCUGGACCUCUGCGACUCCUUACUACCUUCACGUCGUCGCGGCAACUUGGACGAGCCCAGCACUAGUUCUGCUCCUCGGUGUGAAGUAAAGAUUGUCAUCCAGCAUGCUGAGGAUGACUAACUUGGAGGCAAAACUUUGGUACGUUCUCUUGGUCACUUGAGACCUGCCAGAACCUGCCAUCAGUAGAACAUACUGUGCCUGCGCAAA